Heterotrigona itama is the source of this 3116-nucleotide messenger RNA. NCBI's taxonomy places the organism in Eukaryota, Metazoa, Arthropoda, Insecta, Hymenoptera, Apidae. The record is from the annotation of a GenBank genome assembly.
AUGGUUGUUAUACGUUAUUUUCAGGUCCCAAAGAGACAAUUGGGUAAAUUUUGAUAUUUCAUUUUAUUUUUAAUCAUAUUUAUGAAAUUUGUUACAUCUAAGGCCAAUUAUGAUAUGAGACAUAUUAAUGUUUUGAUUUUUUUGUCAUAUUUAAUAAGAAUUUCGAUGUUUUACGUUGUAAUUGAAACUUAGUUAAACGAAGUUAUACGAUGAAAAGAGUUUGAUUUUGAUUUUAAGAUUUCCUGAGGUCAUCUUUAUCUAGUCAACAACAAAGAACAUUUACCGACACCGCAUCCGAAGGGAAGGUAUGCUAUGUUGUACCUAUUUAAGUUAAUGUUCAUUGUGUUAUAUUAUAUAACGUGAACAUGCAAUGAUCUGUGUUAUUUUUUCUUUUAGAAAAAAGGUGGUCCCCUGGCUGAUCAGGACCGUAUCUUCACAAAUUUGUAUGGCAGACAUGAGUGGAGAUUAAAGGGUGCUAUAAAAAGAGGCAAUUGGUAUAAAACCAAGGAAAUCAUUGAAAAGGGUCCAGAUUGGAUCAUCAAUGAGAUUAAGAUAUCUGGUCUAAGAGGUCGUGGAGGUGCAGCUUUUCCAUCUGGCAUAAAAUGGUCUUAUAUGAACAAGUCUUCAGAUGGAAAACCAAAAUAUUUGGUAGUUAAUGGAGAUGAGGGUGAACCUGGUACCUGCAAAGAUCGUGAAAUUCUACGUCAUGAUCCUCACAAAUUGUUAGAAGGUUGCUUGAUUGCUGGCCAUGCAAUGGGAGCUUGUGCUGCUUACAUCUACAUUCGUGGUGAAUUUUAUAAUGAAGCAUCAAGUAUGCAAAUUGCUAUUGCAGAAGCUUACCAAGCAGGUUUGAUUGGCAAGAAUGCCUGUGGUUCUGGCUAUGAUUUUGAUGUCUUUGUCCAAAGAGGUGCAGGAGCAUACAUUUGUGGAGAAGAAACUGCUCUUAUAGAAUCUAUCGAAGGAAAACAAGGAAAGCCUCGGUUAAAACCACCAUUCCCAGCUGAGGUUGGAUUAUUUGGGUGUCCUACUACUGUUACAAAUGUCGAAACCGUCGCAGUAUCUCCCACUAUAUGCCGACGAGGCGGAGCAUGGUUUGCAUCACUUGGCCGUCCACGUAAUCAUGGGACUAAAUUAUUUAACAUCUCAGGGCAUGUGAACAAUCCAUGCACUGUGGAAGAAGAAGUGUCCAUUCCUCUAAAAGAGCUUAUUGAAAGACAUGCUGGAGGAGUAAUUGGUGGAUGGGAUAAUUUGCUAGGUGUGAUUCCUGGUGGAUCUUCCACUCCCGUUAUUCCUAAAAGCGUGUGCGAUACUGUAUUAUUGGACUUCGAUGAUCUUGUCAGAGUGAAGAGUGCCUUUGGUACUGCAGCUGUGAUCGUCAUGAACAAACAGACUGAUAUUAUUAAAGCUAUCACUCGUCUGGUCAGUUUCUAUAAGCAUGAAUCUUGUGGUCAGUGUAGUCCUUGCCGUGAAGGAAUAAGUUGGAUGUACAAAAUCAUGAGAAGACUGCCGAAGGCGAAGCAGAUGCAGGUUCGUUUUAUGAAUGGUGACAUGCAUGGGGAUCUUGCACAGUCCAUGGGAUUUUCAAUACAUUCUGCUGAAGAUCAUAGAGAAGUGAAGUUGAAAUAUUGGGAAACGCUGCAUAUGAAAGAACACAUUUCGUUGAGCAAUGAUAAAGUUCUAUCGUCUGAUCUAGACAAGGAGGAACAGCAACAGAAACAAUCACUGAAGAUGACAGUAGACACGCAGAUUGAAUUCGGAAUUGCUUAUUGUCUCCGAUCAGAUUUUAGUUUUAUGAAUAACAAGAUAAUGGUAGAUUGCGAAUGCAAAGUGAAGUACAGAUACCCGAAAUUAUCCGAUUUGAUCAUAAAAAAGGUAGUCCUCUGGCUGAUCAGGACCGUAUCUUCACAAAUUUAUAUGGCAGACAUGAUUGGAGGUUAAAGGGUGCUCAGAAAAGAGGGGAUUGGUACAAGACCAAAGAAAUCAUUGAAAAGGGUGCAGACUGGAUUAUCAAUGAGAUCAAAAUAUCUGGUCUAAGAGGUCGCGGAGGUGCAGGUUUCCCAUCUGGAAUGAAAUGGUCUUUCAUGAACAAGCCCUCAGAUGGAAGACCAAAAUAUUUGGUAGUUAACGGAGACGAGGGUGAACCUGGUACCUGCAAAGAUCGUGAAAUUUUACGUCAUGAUCCUCACAAAUUGGUCGAAGGUUGCUUGAUUGCUGGCCGUGCAAUGGGAGCUUGUGCUGCUUAUAUUUACAUCCGUGGUGAAUUUUAUAAUGAAGCAUCAAAUAUGCAAGUUGCUAUCGCAGAAGCUUACCAAGCAGGUUUGAUUGGCAAGAAUGCCUGUGGUUCUGGCUAUGAUUUUGACAUCUUUGUUCAAAGAGGAGCAGGAGCAUACAUUUGCGGUGAGGAAACUGCUCUGAUAGAAUCUAUUGAAGGAAAACAGGGAAAGCCUAGGCUAAAGCCACCUUUCCCAGCUGAUGUUGGAUUAUUUGGAUGCCCUACUACUGUUACAAAUGUUGAAACCGUUGCAGUAGCUCCUACUAUAUGCCGACGAGGUGGAGCGUGGUUUGCGUCAUUCGGCCGUCCACGUAAUCAUGGAACUAAAUUAUUUAACAUCUCGGGACACGUGAACAAUCCAUGCACUGUGGAAGAAGAAAUGUCCAUUCCUCUGAAAGAACUUAUUGAAAGACACGCUGGAGGAGUAAUUGGAGGAUGGGAUAAUUUGCUGGGUGUGAUUCCUGGUGGAUCUUCCACUCCUAUCAUUCCUAAAAGAGUACAAAGCUCCUUUGGCACUGCAGCAGUGAUAGUCAUGAAUAAACAGACCGAUAUUAUUAAAGCUAUUACUCGUCUCAUCAGUUUUUAUAAGCAUGAAUCUUGUGGUCAAUGCACUCCGUGCCGUGAAGGAAUAAGUUGGAUGUACAAAAUAAUGAGAAGAUUUGUCCAAGGCCAAGCAGAAAUACACGAAAUAGAUAUGCUGUGGGAGUUAACCAAACAGAUUGAGUUGCAUACAAUUUGCGCUCUAGCGGAUGGUGCAGCAUGGCCAGUUCAGGGAUUAAUUAGGCAUUUUAGACCAGAAAUAGAAGCACGUAUUAAACAGCGCAAGGCAGCAAUAUCCAAUUAA